This is a messenger RNA of Apis cerana (Asiatic honeybee), 5105 nucleotides long. RefSeq names its product nuclear pore complex protein Nup75 (gene Nup75). Gene Ontology annotation, cellular component: nuclear pore outer ring. Gene Ontology annotation, molecular function: structural constituent of nuclear pore. Lineage: Eukaryota; Metazoa; Arthropoda; Insecta; Hymenoptera; Apidae. Gene Ontology annotation, biological process: mRNA export from nucleus; positive regulation of DNA-templated transcription; protein import into nucleus. The record is from RefSeq and is a predicted model, not a curated record.
AUGUUUCGUAUGAAUAGGACAGACUUGUGCUUUGUUAUGAUUACAUAUUGACGCAAAGAAAAAGAAAAAUGUUAUGGGAUACCUUUAGAAAUUUUCAAGAAAUCCAUAACAAGAAUAUGAUAUUAAUGGUAUUGGAAUCGUAUUCUGAAAAUUGCAUUUUGACAAAAUUGCUAUGUUUUAAUUUGUAAAUAGAAUUUAUGAUUAUGAAUAAUAUGUAAUAUGGCUUAUUAGAUAUAAAUGUUCAUUUACGUUUGAUAUUUGAAUAAUGAAUAUUAGAUUAAUUUGAUAUAUUUGAUAAUAUGUGAUAUAUAAUUUAAUUAAGUACAAUGAUUCAAUAAUAAAUCAAGUUAAAUUUAUAUAUUUGAAAUAGAAAAGAUUUGAUUGAUUUUUUACAAAAAUGUCAAAUAUGAAGGUUAAAUUUUAAUAAUACGAUAGCUUUAUAUAAAAUCUAAUUUAUUCUUAUUUAAAAAAUGAAAAAUAUGAAUGAUAAAAGCUAUAAUUAUUAAUUAUUAGAUAAAAUAAAUAUAAAUUGAAUUAUUAUAAAUUAGAAACUUUAUUUAUAUUAUAUUUCUGAAGUAAAAUUGAAAUUUUUUUUAAUAUCGACAUUAGAGUAUGUAUGUUUCAAUAAAAUAUUUCGAUAUUAUUAAUAGCAUCUUUCGAGUAUCGAUAUGAUAUAGAAUUAUGAUAUAUCGAUUAUUUCACAAUCAAAUAUAGUUAUCGAUAAUACUGUAUAUGCAUAUGUAUUUAAUCUACUAAAAUACAUAAAGUUAAGUAAACUGGGAAUGUAAAAAUUGAUGUGCAUAUUAUUAUAUAAUAAAAUACAUUUGAAAUAAAAUUCUUUUUUUCUAUAUUAUCAAAUAUGGACGAAAUCGAUAAUCCUCCAACUGUAGAUAUUCCAAAUAUUUCUAAAGAUCAUCUUAUUGCUGGAAAGUGGAUAAAUAGUAGUAGAAUCAGUAUAUAUACUACUAAAGUUACAAAAGAAAAAAGUUUAAAGAAAUAUGAUUCAACAGUACAUAUGUUAAAACCAGAAGUAAUUUUAUUUUCACCACAAUUACGUAAACUAGUAAAUGAAAGUAAUGGUGUUUUUUUAUCCAUUAAAAAACUUAAAUCUUUUUCUGGAGAUAUUAGACUUGAACUUUUAAAACACAGUAAACAAUACAGAUCUAUCUUGAGAGCAUGUAUAGAAAGUUUGCAAGAUAUAUGUGGAAAAUGUCUUUCUGAAAAAAGAGAAUCAUUAGAAAAUUUCUUGACCAUUUUUUAUCAAAUAGAAUGUGUAUGGCACUUAGUGGAAAUUCUUUACGUAGAUGUCAUACCAGGUGAUGUAGUUUUACCACAAUUGUUAGAAUGGAUUAAAUUUCAUUUUCCAUCUAGAGAACUUAUAGCAGUUAAAAUAUUAGCUCAAAAGACUAUUGGUGCUGAUUUGGAAUAUCCAAAUUAUUGGGAAGUUGUAAUAGGUUGUGCAUUACAUGGAAAAUUAGAUUUAGUAAGAGCUUUAUUAGCAUUACAUAGUAAAGCAGAUCAUCCUGCUUUUGUAAUGGCAGAAAAUGCUCUUAAAACUAUGCCUGUAUAUAAUGUAUAUGGUGGUUAUUCUAUAAAUGAAUUUACUUUGUGUUGGAAACAUUGGCAAUUAGAUUUAUGUUCAAAUUUAAAUAGUAAAGCUUUUGUUAUUGAUACUAAUUUAGAAAUGAUUAUGAAGUUAAUUGCAGGAGAACAAGAUAUAUUGUGGCAAUUUUCACAAUAUACAGAUGCUUGGUAUGAAUUAUUAGCAGCAAAAUUAUUUUAUACUUCUCCAUGUUGUAAACAACCUGAGCUUUCUCAUCAUGCUAAUAAUAUUUCUAAAAGAUGGCAAGCUAAUAGACCUUCUGAUAAUGCUAUACGUGCUUUGAUGGAAAGUAACUUACAUCUUGUUAUUAAAGAAAUACAAUAUAUGGGGGAUAAUGGAUGGUUUGCUGCUCAUUUGGUAGAUUUAUUAUAUAUUUGUGGAAAACUUAAAAUAUUAGAUGAAGAUCAAAUAGAAGUCAGUAAUCAGCUUCAUGAAUCUCUUAUAUUGGAAUAUGGUAACACAUUAAUGGGACAUCAUUCUUUGUGGCAAUGUGGUGCAAGUUAUUUGAUACAUUGUCCUACUCAAGGCUUAGCUAGACUAGAGAUAUUGUUACAAUCAUUACCAAUGGGGUCAGAAGCAAGAGUAAAUAAGAUUUUAGACAUAGCACGAGAUAAUAAAAUGAAUCAUAUAGUUACUAGUAUUUGUAAAAUUCAAGGAUUAAAAUCUAUGAAACAAGGAAGAUUAGGAAAUGCACUUGCAUGGGCUUUAAAAGCUCAAGAUAGUAUUUUUAUAACAUAUAUUGCAGAUCAAUUUUUGAAACGUUAUGUAGAAUAUGGAAAAUUGGAUUGCCGUGAUUUAUUAGAAAAUUUAGGUUUUUGUAUGAUGGCUAGUGAUAGGCUAACAUUUUUAGGAAAAUAUUGCGAAUUUCAUCAAAUGUACGGUAUUGGAGAAUUUAAAGAAGCAGCAAGUUUGUUAGUGUCUCUUUUGGUUUCAAAUUUAACACCGAAAUAUUUUUGGUCAAUACUUUUAUCAGAUGCUAUUCCAUUAUUGGAAGCUAAGGAUGUAAUUUUGUCUUCCAAUGAUUGUUAUGAAUUAUUACGAUGUGUAGAAGCACAUGGCGAUGAUCCGAAAUUUCAAAAUGAAAUUGAUAUCUUUCGAUUAGCUGUUGCUAGAAAUCUAGCUCGAGCAUUAAGUCUUGAAGGCUGUCAAAAAUGAAACAUUAAAAUGUUAUUAUCAUUUUAUAAUGUAAGAAUUUUCUAAUUUUUUAAUUAAAAAAUCUUUAUAUAUAAUCUUAGUAUAUCCAUUAAAACACACAUACACAUAUAUUUUAUGUACAUAUAUUGAUUUAAAAAUUUUUAACUAUAUAUAUUUUAUUAUUAUUAAUAUAUAUUCAAAUAUAAAAAUUUUGAAUACUUGACAAGAUUUGCACAUAAAAAUUUAUUGGUUAUAAUAUAUAUGAUAUUGAGACCAAGAUUUAUUUACAUUUGUAAUUAAUAAUUAAAAUUUUUGUAUUAAAAUUAAAUAAAGGAAAAUUAGGUUUUACAUGAAUUUUUUAAGAUAAAUGAUAACAUUAAAUAAUAAAUAAGAUAACAUUAAUAAUAUUUAUAUAUUAUAUAUUAUAUAUUAUAAUGAAAAUUUGUUAUUUUUUUGAUAAUUUUUCCACAAUAUAUUCUUAGCAAAUAUAUUAAAAUUUUAAUAUUUAUAUUAUAGAAGAUUAUAUUAUAAUCUUCUAAUAUAAAUAAAUAAAUUUUUACAUACAUAAAUAUUUAUUACAAUGUUUUUUAUUUUUAAAUUAAAAUAUGUAUUAUUAUAAAAAAAGAAAUUAUAGUUUGCACAUAUAUAUCAGAAUAUAGUUUAUUGUAAUAUUUAAGGUAAUUAAUCAAAAAAAUUGUUUACCCCAUUUAUGGUUAAGUUUAAAUGAAAUGUUUUUAUGAUAAUAAUAUAAUAUCAUAGUAACAUGGCAUUAUAAUAAUCAAAUGAAGAGAAAGAUCAAUAAUCAUAUUAUGUAAUGAGAAAGAUAAUACAGAUAAUUUUACAGACAAGAUAUAAUAUAGAUCUAUCAUUCAAUUUUAUAAUUAUUAAAUAAAUAAUUAUAAUUAUUUUUGAAUCUAUUAUUUUUAAAAAAUUUUUUCUUUAAAAAAAUUUAAAAGAACAUUUUAUAAAUUUAUAAAAAUAUCAUUGUAUUCUUUAAAAUAUUUUUAUGAUUAAUAUUAUUUUACAUAUAAAUUUUUUUAGAAUUAAUAUGAAAUGAAAAAUAAAUGCAAACUGAACAAAUUUAUAUAAGUAUAAAUGUAUUCCUUUUUUAUGGAAAAAAUAAUAAUUCAAAGUAGAAUACAAUUUUUGUAUAUAUAUAAUUUUUUGUUUAUAUAAUUUUAAUAUAUAUCACUUAUACUCGCUUAUAUAUGUAAUAUUAUAAAAUAAUAUAUAAUAUUAUAUAUAUGUAAUAUUAUAAAAUAUAAUUGCUUUAAUAUUAUAUAUAUAUAUAUAUAUAUAUAUAUAUAUUAUAUAUAUAUAUAUAUAUAUGCAUAUCAUAAUAAAAUUUGAAUCAUUAUUCGUGAAUUGCUAAGUUUUUCUGAAACUUAUAUAUACAUAUAUAUUUAUAUAUAAUGUAUGAAUAUUCUUUUAUUAUAAAUUUAUUGUUCAAAAAUGCAUUAUAAUAAUACGGAAUUAAAAUAAAAUUUGAAUUCGUUAUCAUCUCAUAUUGUUGAAUCUAUUAAUAAUUUUCUUAUUAUAUUUUAAGAAAUACGAGAAUCAUUUUUUAAUCGUGAAUGAUUCGUCAUUCGUCUGGCACGACAAAUUGUGUCGACAGUUCAUUAGUUUCAUUGUCGAUCACACAAUACAAUAUACAAUACAAAAUUUUUAUGUGUUAGUGCAAUAGAAAACAUUUUUUUAUUACUACUACUAACUUUACAAAGUUUAGCAGUUAGAUUGAUUAUACUCUUAAAUUAUACUCCUCAUUGCUUUGAUUCAUAAAAAAUUCUUUUUACACGAUCGGUAUUUCAGUUUGUGUAAUGUGAAGUUCUAUAAGUUGAUAGAUCUAUUCUAUAUCUCGUUUUUGCUAAUGCUAUUUAUUUAAAUCGAUCCGAUAUUAUUCAUGUAUAAAAUUAUAGCUAAAGAUGUAUACAGUCGAUAAAGAGAACUGGCAAAAUGGCGAUUAUUAAGAGUUAUGUUUAGUAUCGCACUGGUUUUUCGUUUCAAAUUAAACGAAUUGUUAUUGUAAUUGUCAGUGCAAAAAAGAUACAUAAAAAACAUGGAGAAAAAUUAUAUAUGUACAGUGAAUAACGAAAAAUUAAAAAAUAUCGAUCGAACAUGAUUUUUGUAACAUAUUCAAUCGUGCUCCGAUUGAUAUGUGUUUUGAUGUAUAUGUAUGUAAGUUUUUCUACUUAUGCAUUGAAUUUUAAAUCACAAAUACACAAAGAUUAUUCUUUUAUAAUGAAAAGAAAUUUUAUAAUGAAAAGAACAAUCUUAUUAAAAUUACAUUAAAGUCAAAAAUUCUAUUCAAAACAUAUGUAUACAAUUUUUAAUAUAAAAAUAAAUAAAAUAAUAAUCGAAAUUUUACAAA